UCCUCCUGAGGGUCAGUUAGAGCAUCGUCAUGCUGUGUUCACUGCUCUAUGUUGAUGAGUUUCCUGCAGCCUUCUUGAGAACCCACGUAGACCCCACAAGAACCCUGGAAGUUCCUCACGAACAUGGAAUCUCUUGAAGAAAACCUGAACCCUGUAAAAGUGAACCUCCUUUAAACACCUGAACUCCUCUCAUUUAACAUUGAGAAUCUUUUAGGAACCCUGAAAACACUUCAAGCAACCUGGAACCUCUUCAGACACCGUUGCAAUCUCAUCAAUUACUUAUAGAAAAAACUUCAAGAUCCAUAGCAAUUCCUCAAUAUGCCUCUUCAGUAUAUCUGGUUCUUCAUGAGGAACUCCUUUAAGUACUCCUGGAACAUCUCGAAAUUCCAUGGGAAGCCAUGAUUCUCUUUAAGCACCCUGGGUUAUCUUCAAAAACACAUUUACCUUCUUCAAACUCUACUGCAGCUUUUUAAAGGAAAUCACACCAAGAGCCCUUGAGCAUCCCAAAGAUACCCUAAGAACGUCUCAAUUGAAUUAGAACCUCCAUAGAACACCUGCAUUCCUCUCAGGUAAACUUUGCUCUCUCUUAGUAACUCUUGGGUGACUUCAAAAACACUGGCACCUCCUAAAGAGACUCAAAGCCCAUUUCAAGAGUCUUAGAAUCUCCCUAAAACACUCAAAUUCCACUCAGGUAAAAUGUGGACCCUCCUAGGAACCCUUGAACCCUUUCCACCAACCUGGAACUUCCUCAGGAAUCCACAGAAAAACCACAAGACCCCUGGAAGUUUCUCCUUCUUUGUUUUAUUUUUUAAAAAAAGCAUGUGGAAUCUCCACCAGAACCCGUGAACCUCCCUAAACGAGUCUCUGAACCUCCUUAGAACACCUGAAUUUCUGUCAGGUAAAAUGUAGGAACCCUGGAACUCUUUCAAAGAGCUCAAAACCUCCUCAAAAACACCUGGAACCUCUACAAACAUUAUCGCAGCCUCUUCAACAAGUAUGGGUAACUCCAUUAGCAACCAUGGAACCACGCUGAGCCUGUGUCAAGUCUGAGAACCCCUUUAGGACACCUCUCAAGUAACAUUGGGAUCUUCUUAAGAACCCUAAAAUGCCUUCAAUUACACUGGGACCUGCUCCAACACAGAUGCUAUCUCCCCAAGUAUUUAUGAUAAUCUCAUUAAGAACCCAGGAAAUUACUCCAGCACCUUCUUCAUUUUAUGUGCAACCUCCUCAAGGACUUAUGGAGCCCACCAAGUAAGCACACCUGUACGGACCAUGCUGACAGGUUCUCCUAAGUGGAUGUUUAGUGUUGCUUUAUCCCAGUCAGACACUGAAGGCACCACAGUGGAAACAUGAGCCCUAACCCGAAGAGGUCCGCCCACUUUCUGCUGCACACCUGAUCUCCUUCACCUGUGACCUGCACACAAAAACAUAUACACAGGUGUGGUUGCCUGGCUGGGUGUGUCCUCUCAACUACAACAAACACAGGAACAAUAGAGCCCCGCCCCCCUCACCUGCUCAGAUAUGUCAGUCUGAGUGAACUGGUUUGUUUAGUCUGAUCCGAUUAAGAUUUUCAGAGAACGACACGACAAUUUCUGGACCGACAUGCCGAACUGAGGAGCGCUACCUGCCAAACCAGACAGAGCUGCUGCAGAGCCCAGCAACAUCCAGGACAUGGAGCUGAGAGAGGAGUGGCAGGACGACGGCUUCCCCAGACCGCUGCCAGAAGACUGUGGGAGUCCGGAGGAGGCAGAGAGUCCAGCGAAAGGCGCCAGAGCACCUGCCCCGCCCACCAGCCUUGCCCUGUCAGGUACAGUCGGAGGCGCAGCUAAGAAGCGUCUAGUGGCUCCAUCUCUCAGUCUCACUUUGGGCCGCCGAGACUCUCAUGACCUGAACGAUAGCUUUUCAGCAGCAGCGCUGUCUGCGACGGACGAUACACCAUCUCUCGACAUCAACCUGGAGGCUCUGGAGACGCCGUCAGACAGCGAGUCGGGAACGCUGCCCGACAGCAACCCCGACCUGGAAUGGGAAGAUGACCUGCCUCGUGUGGGGAGAGGCGGGGCCGUGGGCGUGGCCACAAGCCCAGUGGAGAUAUCUGAAGGUCUGAUGGAGCUGGACCGGGUGGACAGCAAAGGGCGCCGCUGGAGGAGGUUCUGUAUCGCUGGACACGAGUACCACGUAAACAUGAGCGUCCUGGAACCGUAUCUGCAGGUCCUGUCACAUGGAGGUUACUAUGGAGACGGGAUGAAUGCCAUCAUCCUGUUCACUUCCUGUUAUCUGCCAGAGAACACCGUGGAGGACUACGAGUAUGUCAUGGACAACCUGUUCAGGUAUAUUGUGGGGACCCUGGACCUGAUGGUGUCAGAGAACUACCUGCUGGUGUACCUGUGUGCCAUGGCUCCCAGGAACAAACUGCCGGCCAUCAAAUGGCUGCACCAGUGCUACACCUCUAUUGACAGGAGGUUGAAGAAGGACCUGAAGGGGCUGUUGGUCGUCCAUCCUGCCUGGUACAUUAAAGCUCUGAUCACGGUGGUGAAACCUUUCAUCAGUGAGAAGUUCAGCAGGAAGAUCCGGUUUGUUCAGAGUCUCCAGCAGCUCUCCCAGUUCAUCCCCACAGACCAGCUUCAGAUCCCCGACGCCAUCCGACAGUUUGAUGAGAAGCAGAACAGAUGACAGUGGAUGAAGCUGGAGGUCAGAGGUGAUGAGGAGAACGUCUGUCUUGCUGCUGUACAGACGAACAGACUGAGGGUUAUUACUGAUGCUGCCUGAGUGUUGGAGGAGAUUGGUGUUCUCCAACACCCACAAGAACAUCAGGUUCCCUGAGGAAAGUGUGGAGAUGUCUUCAGUCUGAGAUAAGAACAGCGGUGUUCAGACUCUGGGUGACUUUUCCUUUAACUGAUCUGGGAGGUUUGCUUGAACUGUUUCAGAUGCUUCAGUGAUCUAAAAACAUCAGAUGCUGAUGUUAUUGAGAAAUCAGCAGCAUCCUGAUGUUUCUAUGCCGACAAACUGAACUUGUUGUCAUAGCAACAGCGUGAAGCCUCCAUCCUGUUUAUCUGCUGCCUUUACUUGGGUUUAAUCUCCAGCUGCAGGAACAUGUGUUCAACCUGCUGCACGCCUAUAAUAAAAGCACCGGUCGAACAGGU
Molecule: messenger RNA, 3140 nt
Organism: Acanthochromis polyacanthus (spiny chromis)
Lineage: Eukaryota; Metazoa; Chordata; Actinopteri; Pomacentridae
Gene: bnipl
Product: BCL2 interacting protein like
Exons: 10
Coding region: 1672-2670 (332 amino acids)
Biological process (GO): apoptotic process
Cellular component (GO): cytoplasm
Source: RefSeq, a predicted model, not a curated record